CCUGUUUCGUAAGUUCCUGACAGUCCUUUCCGUGUCAAUAUACCAAUUGCCCUCCAUAUCCAUGACAAUACCUCCGUCCAAGUUCAUCAAUCAUACUGCUUCCAUUCUAUCUAUUUGCAUGAUUUUGGCAAUAUGAUUCCCUCUUCAUCUCUCAGCGCCAGAGACCGAUUGAGGAGAACAAAAUCCACCCGUUCCAUCCGCAAAACCCACCAACCUUCUUUCACCUCAGAGCCCUUCAAUCCAGACCUGGCCAGAUCCCAGGCCAUGGCAGCCGCUACUCAAGCCAUGCGUCGCUCCAACGAUCGAUCGUCGAUGGACUACAAGCGCUCGUACGAUCGAUUAGGUGGUCCUGAGAACGUGGCUGUUCCUUCACGACGUCGACCAACGGAAAAAACGUCUUCGAUGGAUGAGCCCUCGCCAAACUUGUCGAUGAUGUGCUAUAUGGAAAAUCAGGAUACCUACCCUGCUGCUUUGCCGCCGAUCAACGAGUUUGGGGGACUUGAUGGACGUAUGUCCAGUCAACCGUCGUCGUAUCGGAAGCUGAGGAAGGCCAAGUCGAUGUUUUCUACGAGGCAGCGGGCGUCUCAAGUUCCUUAUGGUGGGAUUUCUUCGGAGCGAUAUAGCAGUCCGGUUGCUAGUCAGGAGAGUUCAACGGACACUGCUCGUCCUUACGGUACCUUGCGGCGCUCAAUGUCUUUUCUGAAAGGUGGGAGCCAGCGGACUCGAUCGAUUCGACAUGCGAAGAGUCAGGAUGUUGCGAUUCAAUUGGCCCGUACGCAGUUCGCUCAGGACCGCAAGCCGUCUUUGACUACGCUGAGGCCUCGGAAAGAGCAGAAGCCGUUUAGAAAGAGUUUCCGUACUCCUAGUGGGUCUAUCACGGAGGCCAAUGGUACGCCAGUCAGUGAACGGUCCAAGAACGGCGGUGCGAUCCACGGCAAGGCACGGUCCCUUUCUUCGUCUAUCAAGAAGGGACUGAAGCGUGUCUUAGGACUGUCGAAGCCUGCUGAGGAGCCAGCCCUGGAACCGGAAUCACCUGUCGUUCAAUCUCAAUGGAACUAUCCGCCUUCUUGACAGUCCUGAAGAAAGAUUU
Messenger RNA from Aspergillus glaucus CBS 516.65, 1090 nucleotides. RefSeq lists its product as uncharacterized. The transcript is spliced from 2 exons. The record is from RefSeq and is a predicted model, not a curated record. The coding region runs from base 133 to 1071 and encodes 312 amino acids. Lineage: Eukaryota; Fungi; Ascomycota; Eurotiomycetes; Eurotiales; Aspergillaceae.